UAUGAUCAUAACCAACUGUAUUAUUUGUUUUAUCUAACUUAAUUAAUUCAUUCAAAAACUGCUAAACUAAACUAAACUAACCAUGGAUGCAGAGAAAUUUUUAAAUUUUCAAAUGCAAAUGCGUGAAAAUAAUAUGGAAGUAGAAAGUUUUUUAAAUGAUUUUGAAGCAUGGAAAAAAACAGUUGAAUUGAAAAGUCAACAUUUAACGAAAACUGCUCAACCAGAAUUACCAGCUAUACGUAAUAGUUUACUGCAAAAACAGAAAAAGAAAACAAUGAAACAAAAUGUGAAUACUAAAAAAAAAGUUGAACGAAUUAAAGCAUAUGAUUAUCAAGCAUGGGAUAAAUUCGUUGCUAACCAUGCCGUAGAUGACGAUGACGAUGAUAGUGCUGUUGUUGAUCGUGAUGAUGUUGAUAAAAAGUCAACUUCUCUGAAUGGCCAAGCGUCUAGUAGUAGUAGUAGUAGUAGUAGUAGUAGUAGUAGUGAAAUAACAGAUGAAGAGAAAGAAGAUCAAAGACGUAUUGAAUUAUCUAAAGAAGCUCGUGAAUUAGGCAAUGUUCGUUUUAAGGAAGGUAAAUUCAAUGAAGCUAUUGAACAGUACACCAUGGCUAUACGACUUACACCGGAAGAUUCUACGCCGUAUAUAAAUCGUGCAUUUGCUUAUAUUAAAACAGAACGUUAUGCAUCCGCUGAAGUGGAUUGUACCAAUGCGUUAAGAUUAGACAACAGUUCAGUGAAAGCAUUUUAUCGACGUGCACUAGCACGUAAAGGGUUAGGUUAUACUGCUGGAGCAAUUGAAGAUUUAAAAGAAUUGCUUAAAUUUGAUUCAAAUAAUAAAAUUGCUCAAAAUGAAUUGAAAACUUUAACUGGGAAAAGAGAACUGGACGAUACAUCGAAAUCUUCUUCCACAACUAGUAGCAGCAGUAGUAGUAGCUCAUCAGUUCAUUCAAACAAAUUGAGAAAAAUGAGACAAAUACCAAUUAUUGAAGUCAGCAAUAAUAAUGAUGAUCAUCAUAAACCAAUGUCGAGUACAACACCACUUCCUACACAACAAAUGAUUACAAAAAACUCUAACUCUACCAGUAAUGCGAAUGUUCAGAGUUCCAUGUUAAACACUGUUGUGAAAACAAAUGAAAACGCGUCAUAUUCAUCGAUCACAAUGAAUACACCCAACAGUAAUGUCAAUGUUGACAAUCCUACUGUUAUUCAACAACAAUCAUUACCCACUAACAUGAAAUUGUAUAAAACACCAUCGAAUUGGUUCCAAUUGGAACGUGAACUACGUGAAUUAUGUCAUCGAAAUUCUUCAUCCAAUCAUCAUCAACAUCACCAACAACAUCACCAAUCAAAUCAACUUAGCAAAGAAGCAAUCCGUUAUUUAUGUCAUAUUCAACCAAUCAACUAUAAAAAAUUAUUCGGUGAAAAUAUGGAUAGUACAUUUUUAUCUUAUAUGCUUUAUGCAUUGUGUCAUACAAAUGAUGAGGAUGGCGAUGGUGAUGUUGUUGUUCAGCUGACGAAUCAACAUAUUUUAGAUCGUUUAUUUUAUUUAAUAAAAUUACCAAGAUUUGAUAUUGCAUGGAUGAUGAUUACUAAUGAAGUGGAACGUGUUAAUGUUAGGGAUUUAAUUAAAAAUUUACAAAAUGAUUAUUCACUUAAUCAAGAUGUAUUAAAACAAAUUUCUGUACAGUUUGAAUAUUGAACAUAAAUUAUUAUUUUUU
Molecule: messenger RNA, 1718 nt
Organism: Schistosoma turkestanicum
Lineage: Eukaryota; Metazoa; Platyhelminthes; Trematoda; Strigeidida; Schistosomatidae
Source: the annotation of a GenBank genome assembly